Molecule: messenger RNA, 2150 nt
Organism: Rana temporaria (common frog)
Lineage: Eukaryota; Metazoa; Chordata; Amphibia; Anura; Ranidae
Gene: RAB12
Product: RAB12, member RAS oncogene family
Exons: 6
Coding region: 219-977 (252 amino acids)
Biological process (GO): protein secretion; Golgi vesicle fusion to target membrane; regulation of exocytosis
Cellular component (GO): endosome; trans-Golgi network transport vesicle; plasma membrane
Molecular function (GO): GTP binding; GTPase activity
Source: RefSeq, a predicted model, not a curated record
CCAUAGAGGGAGCCCCCCUCCCAUCCUCUUUGGGUGACACUCUGUCCUCUCCUCACAUCCCGUCUCCUCUGCUCUCCUUGUGUGGAAUAGGGAUCAGCCUUGUGACUGGGCUAUCAGCCUUGGGCUGGACCGGCCUGUGCCCGGGAAGAGGGGGGAUCAUCCGGGCCGCCAGUGUUCGGAGUGACGUCACAGGGCCCGGAGUGUGAGCGGAUGUAUUGAUGGAUUCCAGGCCCGGCUAUCAUCGGGGGCUGGGGGGCGGCGGGAGCUCCAAUAACAUUGCCUAUGGAGGGUCGGCCUCUAACUCCCCAGCCCUGACCGGAGCUCAGGCCCGCCGGAGGAAGCAACCGCCCCGGCCAGCGGACUUUAAACUCCAAGUCAUUAUCAUCGGCUCCAGAGGAGUGGGCAAGACCAGCCUGAUGGAGAGGUUCACCGACGACACCUUCUGUGAGGCGUGCAAGUCCACUGUGGGUGUUGAUUUUAAAAUCAAAACUGUAGAGUUAAGAGGAAAGAAAAUCAGGUUACAAAUAUGGGACACAGCUGGCCAAGAGCGAUUCAACAGCAUUACCUCCGCCUAUUACAGAAGUGCCAAGGGAAUCGUAUUAGUAUAUGAUAUUACCAAGAAAGAAACCUUUGAGGAUUUACCCAAAUGGAUGAAGAUGAUUGAUAAGUAUGCCUCUGAAGACGCAGAACUUCUUUUAGUUGGAAAUAAGCUGGAUUGUGAAACCAACCGAGAAAUUACCCGACAGCAGGGAGAAAAGUUUGCACAGCAGAUUACUGGCAUGCGGUUUUGCGAAGCAAGUGCCAAGGACAACUUUAAUGUAGAUGAAAUUUUUUUGAAAUUGGUUGAUGACAUAUUAAAAAAGAUGCCUCUGGAUAUAAUGCGGAAUGAGCUCUCCAACAGCAUCCUGUCUCUGCAGCCAGAGCCUGAAGUUCCUCCAGAACUACCACCACCUCGACCUCCAGUCCGGUGCUGCUGAUUCUCUUUUGUGCCCCGACAGAGUGACACUCCACCCCUGUGCUCUGUUAUACAAUCAUUUGGAAGGUCCCAUGUUGCACUUCUGACUCAGUAAAAUGUGUAAAUACAUAAGCAGCAAAUGGAGAAUAGGUCUGCAUUUGGGAAGCGUUUCUUUUUCUCAAAGUCGGGAGUUUGCACAGGAAUGUCAAUGGCCUCUGGAUAAAGGGAUUGGCCCAUUGUAAGCGCUGUACUGCAGUGGUUCCUGCAAAGCACUUUUAUUCAUGCUCCACUAGUUGUGUAGUAGUUAGUGUUAAUAUCAUGGCCUUUUCUGCUCCAAUGUUUAAUCAGGCUGACAGCUACCAAACUUGUUCCCCCCCCCCCCCCUUUUUUUUUUCUAGACAUAUAUAUGGUGCUUUGCUAAAUUGUAUUAUCACUCCAAAAUAUUUAAGUAUUUAAGGUCUCCAUAAAAUGCUUCCAUAUACAGUAUUAUAUUUAGUUUAUUAUACAGUGCAAUUUUUAUUUUUAAUCUGUAGCAUUAUAGGAUUACUGGAUCUGCCACGAAUAUUAAUGUUUGUUCCAGUAGUUUAUUUUAUUUGAAGUAUUUAUUAACGUCUAAAUAGUUUGAAGGAUCUAUUUCUGUUCCACUAUUUUGCAUUUACUCUUAGUGGUUUACACUUUGAGCUGUCAGAUUUCCCCCCCCCCUUUUUUUUUUAAGUCCCUCUGGUAUAGGAUCCAUUGUGUGGUAUUAAGGCUUAAUUGAUCAAGAAUAAAAGGUAUGUGGUUUAUGAACUUUGUAGGGACUUCACUGCGCAAACCAGAUGAUGGGCUUACGUGGAUGUAUUGACUGAAAAAAGACUGCUUUUCCACUUGGGAAUGGAUCACAACAGGACUGAAAAUAGUGUAUUUUUUUUCUAUUCACUUACUAAUCUGCAAAUUUGACCUCGCCAAUUUUUAUGGGAGGGUUUUUUUUUUUUUGUUGGGUGAAAAGACGUAACAUACACCUAAAUGGCACACUUUUUCUAAUCAUGGUGGUUUUGUGAAGUCUGUAUUUGAUAUCUCUCUCUAUUUCAAUGCACUGUAUAAUACAGUAUGGGGAAACCAUGGCAGAUAAUGCAUUUGGAUAACGUGUCCUUGUGGAAUCAAGACCGUAUUUCUAACUAAUGAAGUGAAAUAAACUUUUUUUUUUAUUUAUGAA